AGGUAUCAUGUCUAUUUUAGAAUACAAUGGUGCCUCCGUGGUUGCCAUGAAAGGCAAGAACUGCGUGGCUAUCGCAGCAGACAAAAGACUUGGUAUUCGAUUUCAGACUGUAUCUUGCGACUUUCAGAAGAUAUUCCCCAUGGGCAAGAAACUAUUUAUUGGUCUGCCUGGAUUGGCCACAGACGUCAUGACCUUUGCUAACGAACUGAAAUUCCACACAAAUCUCUACAGUUUAUCGGAAGACAGAGAACUCAGUCCUAAAACCUUCCUCAGUAUGGUCUCAAAUUUCCUCUACCAACGUAGAUUUGGUCCCUAUUUUAUUGAACCAGUUAUCGCUGGACUUGACGAAAAAAACGAACCAUUCAUCGCUUCAACUGAUCUGAUAGGAUGUCCGAUGGUAACUAACGAUUUCGUAGUCGCUGGAACUUGUCUGGAACAGCUGUAUGGUAUGUGUGAGACUCUCUACAAGCCAGAAAUGGAACCAGAUCAACUGUUCGAAACUAUUUCCCAAUGUCUCCUAAAUGCUCAAGACAGAGACGCAUACAGUGGAUGGGGUGGUGUUGUGUACAUUAUUGAGGCCAAUAAAAUUACCAAAAGGGAGCUCAAGGCAAGGAUGGACUAGAACGUUUCAGAUAUUAUUGAUAAAUGUGAUUUGUAAAUAUUGUUGGAUUUCUGGCGAUUCAAGUCCGUACGAUAUUUUAUUUGUUGUUGGUUAAUUUGUAGUUUGGCAGGGUUUCCAUAAUAAAUAAAUUUAUUUGAACAUCGUUAUCUAAGAGCAACUAGCUGCUAAGGCACUAAUAUACCAGUCUAGCAAUGGAGAAGCUUUAUUUGUACUAGUUUCCAUUUAUCUAGGAUGAUAUAUAAUGACUACAAGAUGAGCAGGUUCUCAAUUUUAUGAGAUGUUAAAGUUAAUACACAUGUAAUUUCUAAAUUACUUUGUAGGCAUUAGCCGCUAUUUAGAAGGACCUUGUUUCGUUUCUCAUUUACAAAUACCAAAAGUUGACAAACAGCAGCUCUCCCCAAAGUAAAGUGCACCAUAUUAAUCAGAUGUACGGGAAAUUGACGACAUUAUUAUAACGAGUGUGGGGAACAUCCUGUUGUACACCCAAAUGUUACAAUACACUCCCUGACAUGUAUUAUAUUUACUUAAUUACACCACUCCUAAUUGCAGUCUAACUAACUAUUCAGCUCACAUCGGAAGCCGACCAUAUGUAGCCAAGGAUCACAGAGCCAGAGUUACACGUGCUCAUUAUACCCUUCUAAGAUGCUGAAAGCUAAGACAUUUGUUAAGAAAACGAAGAGGGGGAAUAUUAUAAAAGUAGUACGAGAGCACUACCUGCGAGAUGAUCUGUCCUGUGGAAGUUUGCUCUGUGGCGUUUGCCCUAAUUUGUCCCCUGCCAAGUUGUGUGUAAAGCAGAAUGCUGAGUCUUCUAUUGUACCUAAACCUCACUACCUGGUUAUUGAUACCAAUGUAGCCCUACAUCAGAUUUCCUAGAAGAUCACAACAUCACUGAUGUAAUCGUCCUUCAAACUGUCCUCCAAGAGGUGAGGCAUCUCAACGAUUCACUGUACAAGAGAAUCCGAACGAUAAUCGAGAACAACUCCAAACGAUUCUUCGUGUUAUGUAACGAACAUCACCGUGCUACUUACAUAGAUCGUGAACCUAACGAGUCCUGCAACGACAGGAACGACAGAGCUAUCAGAGUAGCUGCAGCGUGGUAUGAAGAACAUCUGAAACAUUUGGAUGUAGAUAUCGUGCUUCUUACGAAUGAUAAUGAUAACAGAGAUAAGGCCAUCAAAGCUGGGCUUAAGUCUUAUCAGGUGAUGGAUUACGUGAAGAGUCUGAAAGGAUGUGAGAACUUAAUAGAUCACCUGUCAGUCCAAGAGAAAGGUGACAAGACGUCCACUGUACACGAUAAGAAGGUGAUGUUCGACGAGCAUCUCUCUUUAUACGACAUAAAGAUGGGAGUUAAGAGCAACCGGUAUCAUCAAGGAAAGUUCGAGGCGUCCCGUGAGAAUUAUCUAGAAGGAUUUGUAUCGUGUACAGCGUACGACAAACAGGUUAUCAUACGUGGACUCAAGAAUCUAAACAGAGCUGUUCAUGAAGAUGUUGUCGCUAUUGAAGUAUUCCCUAAAAAUCAGUGGGUUGGUUCCAGCGGAACAGUCCAGCUUGACGAGAAGGUAGACGAUGAAGAAGACAUGAACACCAUGGCUGAGGGAACCUCCGAGAGCAGCAUCUACGUGAGACCCACUGGACGCGUUAUCGGCAUCAUCAAACGAAACUGGAGGAACUAUUGCGGAGUGUUGCUUCCAACUGUAAACACGGAGAAAACCAGACACAUCUUCAUCCCAUCAGAGAAGAGGAUCCCGAGGAUACGAAUAGAGACCAGACAAGCAGAUGUACUGAUGUCACACAGGAUUAUAGUCAGUGUGGACUGCUGGCCCCGAUCCUCACGGUACCCAUUAGGUCAUUUCAUCAGAGAUAUAGGACCCAUGGGAGACAGGGAUACUGAGGAGGAGGUGUUAUUGUUAGAACACGAUGUUCCUCAUCUACCAUUCAGUAAAUCAGUGCUGGACUGUCUUCCAAAGUUGCCAUGGUCUAUUCCUGACUACGAGUUUGUGCUCCGGCAAGAUCUGAGAAACACAACUGUGUGCAGUGUGGAUCCGCCCGGCUGUACUGAUAUCGACGAUGCUUUACAUUACAAACCUUUACCGAACGGAAACUGCCAGGUUGGAGUCCACAUCGCAGAUUUGAGUUACUUUGUCCGACCAGGAACUGCCUUGGAUCUAGAGGCCCAGAAACGUGGAACCAGUGUGUAUCUGUGCGAUAAGAGAAUCGACAUGGUACCUGAGGUACUAAGUUCUAAUCUCUGUUCUUUGAGGGCUAACGAGGACAGACUUGCUUUCAGCGGCAUCUGGGAGAUGACCAAAGAAGGGGAAAUAGUGAGCAGGAGAUUCUGUAAGACAGUGAUCAGAUCAGUAGCAGCUCUAACCUACAUGGAGGCUCAGAUACUGAUAGAUGAUAAGAGUAGGACAGAUCCACUCUCGGAGGGACUGAGAGGGCUCAAUGAGCUGGCUAAGAAGCUGAAACAGAGAAGGAUUGAGGCUGGAGCUUUAACUCUUGCUUCACCUGAGGUGCGAUUUCACAUUGACAGUGAAACACACGAUCCUAUCGGUAUCGAAACAAAAGAACUGAAAGAAACAAAUUCUUUGAUCGAGGAGUUCAUGUUGUUAGCGAACUGCGAAGUCGCGCGACACAUUGAGAAGGAGUUCCCCCAGUGUGCCGUCCUGCGUCGCCAUCCCUCACCACCCCUGACAAACUUCGACUUGCUGGUCAAUGCAGCAGCGGUGAAGGGGAUCCAAGUGAAGUGUAGCACAAACGCUGAACUAGCAUACUCGCUGGAGAAUGCAAACAUUCCGGGCGAUCCUUUCUUCAAUAUUCUUCUGAGGAUUGUCAGUACAAGGUGCAUGAUGCAGGCUGUCUACUUCUGCUCAGGAAUGUUGCCUGAAGAGGAAUAUUUCCAUUACGGUCUGGCAGUACCAAUGUACACCCACUUCACCUCUCCAAUCAGACGAUAUCCUGAUCUCCUCGUCCACAGACUCCUCGCUGCAAGUGUUGGGCAGGACAAGACUUAUACUGAGCUGCUGGACAGAAACAUUGUACACGAAUGGUGCGAGAACAUGAACUACCGUCAUCACCAAGCUCAACUAGUACAGCGAGCUUCCAUCGCUCUCCAUACACAACUCUACUUCAAGGACAAAUGUAUGGACGAGGACGCGUACAUUCUCUUCGUACGGAGAAACGCUGUCGUCGUACUCGUUAGAAGGUACGGGUUAGAAAGCACCAUAUUUCUGAAGGCAGUGGAUUCAAAGGUUGAAUUUGUGUACGAAGAAGAUAAGUGUAAAUUGACAGUGGGCAGAGUUACCUUACAAAUGUUCGACAGAGUUAUAGUUCAGAUCUCGGUGGAAGACUGCAACAUUCAGCACAAGAAACUGAGGAUGAAGCUUGUGAACCCCAUUAUACCUGGAGUUAGCGUGGAACCUAUUUACGUUACUAUGGGCAAUAAUGACGAGCCCCACGUGCCCCGACCUGAUUCUGCCAGACACUGAUGAUGUGUCUUCGCAAUUGAGACACGUGAUCAGAUAUUUAGUCACACGUGAUCGAAUAUAUAAGAGACAUAUGAUCAAGUUGUUUAGACUUUUUUAGGUUUUUAUUUUUAGACAGAACCACAAUGCCAGUGGCGUUGCUUUUAAUUUAUGUAGCCUGGCUUUAUAUUGGCAGUGUUUGACUGAAAUGGGGGCUAAUGAAUCAAAGCACCGUGCUUUAAAAGCACGGUGUCAACUGCCAAAAGCAGAGAUGUUUUUAACUAUCAUUUAACUUAUUCUCUAUUUAUUGACCAUUUGAUAUGUUUUGAUUAUUUUGAACUUUUGAAA
This is a messenger RNA of Bolinopsis microptera, 4434 nucleotides long. RefSeq names its product exosome complex exonuclease RRP44-like. The record is from RefSeq and is a predicted model, not a curated record. Gene Ontology annotation, molecular function: endonuclease activity; 3'-5'-RNA exonuclease activity; RNA binding. Gene Ontology annotation, cellular component: nuclear exosome (RNase complex); cytoplasmic exosome (RNase complex). Lineage: Eukaryota; Metazoa; Ctenophora; Tentaculata; Lobata; Bolinopsidae. Bases 1825 to 4110 code for a protein of 761 amino acids. The transcript has 14 exons. Gene Ontology annotation, biological process: rRNA catabolic process.